This is a messenger RNA of Pseudopipra pipra, 2346 nucleotides long. It is a transcript of the gene SNX21, whose product is annotated as sorting nexin family member 21. Lineage: Eukaryota; Metazoa; Chordata; Aves; Passeriformes; Pipridae. Gene Ontology annotation, molecular function: phosphatidylinositol phosphate binding; protein binding. Gene Ontology annotation, biological process: protein transport. Gene Ontology annotation, cellular component: early endosome membrane. The record is from RefSeq and is a predicted model, not a curated record. The transcript has 3 exons. The coding region runs from base 432 to 1922 and encodes 496 amino acids.
GCGGGUAGGCACUAAAAAAGGCCAGGCGAGUGCCGAGGGUGAAGCCUGGUCACAGGGCGCGUGGCGAGGCUACCUGGGGCCAGGGCAGCGGGUGCCAGGGUGGCCCGGGGGACGUCCCUCUGGGCUGCAGCCCAGUGGAAUCGGGAGCCUGCAUCUGGGGUACCAGGAUACACGGGUGUCGGGGUAUCAGGAUGUCAGGAUACUGGGGUGCCAGGCUAUUGGGGUACCAGGGUAUGGGGUAUCAAGACCCUGGGGCCCCACAGUGCUGGGCACCUCAGUGCGGGCUCCUGUGGCCCCAGGGUGGGUACCAGGGGCUCGGUCCGACCAGGACAUCUCGGCCAGGGGACAGCGGCAGCAGCCGGUGCGGCAGCGGGCGGGGGCUGCGGGCAGCGCCGGGCUGAGCCCUGACUCUGACCCAAUCGUGCCGGGAGAUGCCGGAGUGGCCUAUCCCGAUCCCGAUCGUGCCGAACGGUGCCGGGAGGAGCCGACCCCGAUCCCGAUCCCGCCGGGCGGUGCCGCAGGGGCCGAUCCCGAUCCCGGCCGUGCCGGGCGGUGCCGGCUCCGCCGCCCCGAUCCGGGUUCCCGGCGGAGGCGGAGCCGCGCAGGGAGGAUCCCGGGACGAGCCGUGGCGGAGCGGCCAUCGCUCGGCACCGCCUGGCUCGGCCCGGUCCGGCCCGGGGCAGCGCGAGCGGAGCGGUGCGGGGGCAGCAGCGGGGGGUGCCCCGGGGCCGGGCUGUCCCCGCGCGGGGCCGUGCCGCGGUGGGCAGCCCCCGGUCCCCCCGUGUCGGGGAGCCGGCCCGGACCCCCGGGCAGCGAUGGCCGCUCGCAUCCUGCACCGGCUGCGGCACGCGCUGGCCGGAGAGGGCGGCCGGGAGGAGCCGGCGGGAGGCGGCGGCGAGACCGAGGACUGCCCGGAGAGCUCGGAGCUGGAGGACGACACCGAGGGGCUGUCGACGCGCCUCAGCGGCACCCUGAGCUUCACCAGCCACGAGGACGAGGAGGAGGAGGAGGAGGAGGAGGAGGAGGACGGAGCUAGCGAGGAGCUGGAGGAGCCGCCGCAGGCGCAGGGAGCGGCAGCAGGCACGGAGGACGGAGAGUGGGGCCCCGCGGCGGAGCGCCCCGGCGGCAGCCUGCUGACCCGGCAGCUGCAGGAGCUGUGGCGGAGGUCGCGGGGCAGCCUGGUACCACAGCGGCUGCUCUUCGAGGUCACCAGCGCCAGCGUGGUCAGCGAGCGCUCCUCCAAGUACGUGCUCUACACCAUCUACCUGAUCCGCACCGGCCAGUUUGACAAGGCCCCUGCCACCAUCGCCCGGCGCUACUCAGACUUCGAGCAGCUGAACCGCCGCCUGCGCUGCCGCUUCGGCUGUGACAUGGCCGGCGUUGCCUUCCCCAGGAAGAGGCUGCGCCGGAACUUCACCGCCGAGACCAUUGCCAAGCGGAGCCGAGCCUUCGAGCAGUUCCUGUCCCAUUUGCACUCCAUUGACGAGAUCCGCCGCUCCCCUGAGUUCCUCGAGUUCUUCUUCCUGCCGGACCUGCGGGCCGCGCAGCGCCUCACCUGCACCGGCAUGUACCGCGAGGCCCUGGCCACCUGGGCCAAUGCCUACCGGCUGCAGGACCGGCUGGGGGUCUGCAGCUCCGGCCGCUUCCUCCUGACGUUGGCCGGGCUGGCCGUGUGCCACCAGGAGCUGGACCAGCUCGGCGAGGCCCACAGCUGCUGUGAGCAGGCGCUGCAGCUGCUGGAGGCCCAGGGCAGCCACCCGCUGCUGGGGCCCUUCCUGCAGGCCCACAUCCACCUGGCCUGGAAGGUGGGCAAGGACAAGCGGCGCUCGGAAGCCCGGCUGCAGGACCUGCGGGAGGCUGGGCUGCCCCUGCAGCAGCAGCCCUCCCUGAAGGAGUGCCUGAUCAAGGAGCCUCUGGAGUGAAGCAGCCUGUGCCUCCAUGGGCAGGAGGGCAGGGGCUGCAGGGGACUCGUACCCAUGGUGGCGGGGAGCAGGGCGCUGCUGUGAGUGGGGAUGUGGCAGGGGGCAGUGCCACACUCCCAUGGCAGCAUGGCCCGUGCCUGGAGCUGCCUCCUAAAUGCACUUUCUCUGUGGUUAGUCUGUCCGGUGGGACUGGGGGCUCAUAGGGGUUCAUGGAGGUCCACUGCCCACAGUGACGUUGCUGGAGCCACUCCCCCUCUGUGGGGGAUCCUGGAGUGGCUGGGACUUUAGCUGGGACAUACUGGCACCGCACAAGGGAACGGGAAGGCUUCUGGCAGGGUUUGGGGCUCUUGCCGGGAACUUCCCAUAAAACUUAUAUAAUAAAAAGGACUUUAUUAAAUAAAGUCUUGGCAGGAAGAAGACCAAA